Molecule: messenger RNA, 2103 nt
Organism: Effrenium voratum
Lineage: Eukaryota; Dinophyceae; Suessiales; Symbiodiniaceae
Source: the annotation of a GenBank genome assembly
AUGGAGGGUAGCGUGGAGCUUCCCAUCGCCGGCCUGGACGGCUGCGAGCUGAGCUUGCGGGUGGAUUGGGGCAUUUGGGGCGCUGAGCUCUUGCGGCGCGCGCGGCGCCAGCUGCCUAAGGUGGGUGGGGUGCUGCACCUGAGCCUCGGCGACGCCAAGCUGCUGCCGCAGCAAAGUCUUCGGGAGGCGUUGCUGCGGCGCAGCCCCGCACUCCGAGGCGACGAAGGUCGAGAUGAGGGCCGGUGGGAGGAGGAGCUGCGGAGGACCACCUGCGUGUUCACCUACAGCUGCACCAAUCUGCUGAGCGCGUGGAGUGGGCUGCAGGGGAGGGAGACUGAGGACGGACUCGAAGGCAUCACGGAUUUGCGCUAUGAGAAGAACUGCAUUGUGUCCUUGUUGGAGGAUGGCCUGCCAGCCAGCUUGACAUAUCUCAAGUUCGGCGAUGAGUUUGAUCAAUGCUUGCAGGGCAUCACUUUGCCCAGCGGCUUGCAGACCCUGGAGCUAGGCGAAGAGUUCAGGCGCAGCAUGCAGGGCGUCACCUUGCCCGGCUUGCGGAGCCUCAGCUUCGGGAAGCGCUUUAACCAGUCACUGGAAUCCAUGGCGUUGCUGAAUCUGCGGAGCUUGAGCUUCGGGCAUUGCUUCAACCAAAGCUUGGAGGGAGUGGCUUUGCCCAGCCUGCAGCACUUGAACUUUGGCGACGCUUUCAACCAACCUUUGCAGAAAGUGGAUUUGCCGAGCCUGCAGAGCUUGAAAUUCGGUAGGCAGUUCAACCGCAGCUUGAAGGGAGUCGAGUUGCCCAACCUGCAGAACCUCACCUUUGGCCAUUGCUUCAGCCAAUCCUUGCAGGGAGUCGAAUUGCCCAUGGGCCUUGAGAGCCUAAGCUUCGGCCAGAUCGAAAGCCUGGCUUCGCAGGAGGACGUGGCUUUGGAGCCCUCGGACAUCGCUUGGCCUCAAGGCCUGCGAGACCUGAAGGGCGCAAACUUCACUGCGCAGGAGCUUGCUUUGCCCAGCGGCUUGCAGAACCUGAGCUUCGGCCGUGGCUUCAAUCAACCGCUGCAAAGCAUCGCGCUGCCGGCCUUGCAGAGCUUGACCUUGGGCUUCGGCUUUGAUCAGAGUUUGACGGGCGUCUCCUUUCCAGAAACCCUGCGGAGCCUGACGCUUGGGCACAGCUUCAACCAAGCCCUGCAUGGGGCAGUGUGGCCUGCGAGCUUGCGGAUCCUGGCCAUUGGUGAUUCCUUUAACCAGGCCAUGCAAGGAGUGACCUUGCCGGAGGGCUUGCAGGAUCUGAUCUUCGGCCGGUCCUUCAAUCAACCUUUGCAGAUGCGGCUUCCCAGGGACCUCAAAAGCCUGGAAUUCCAUGGCUACAACCAAGACCUGGCUUUGGUUUGGCCGGAGCAGUUGCAGAGCCUGAGAUUGGGCAAUUGCUUUAAUCAGAGCCUGACUGGUCUGCCACAACGGUUGCAGACGCUUGAACUUGGCAACGAGUUCAACCAAAGCUUGCAAGGCACGACUUGGCCCUUUGGCCUGGAGCACUUGCAGUUUGGGACUUCUUUCAACCAGCGUCUACAGGAAGCUGCGCUGCCCAGCAGUCUGCGGAGCCUCAAGCUGGGGCGUUUCUUUAACCAAAACCUGCAGGGAGUGACGUUUUCUGGCGCUUUGCAGAGCCUGACCUUCAGCGUGCACUUUGACCAGCGGCUUCAGGGAGUGAAGUGGCCGCCCAACUUGCAGAGCUUGACAUUUGGGCAUUGCUUCGACCAAAGCUUCCAGGGGGUGGUGUUGCCAAGCGGACUUCAGCAGUUGAAAUUUGGGCACCGCUUCAACCAAUCGCUGCAGGGAGUUCUUCUGCCCAGCAACUUGCAGAGCCUAAGCUUCGGGAACUUUUUCAACCAACCGCUGCAGGAGGUGAGUUUGCCCGACGGCUUGCAGAGCCUCACCUUCGGAGUCAGGUUCAAUCAGCCGCUACAGGAAGUGGCUCUGCCCAGCGGUUUGCAGAGGCUCGAACUUGGUGACGACUUCAACCAAAGUCUGCAAGGCAUUGCCCUGAGCAACUUGCGCACGGUGUGUGGCGGUCGCGUUUCCGUGGCGGUGGCAUCUGGCAAAUGA